Syngnathus acus (greater pipefish) is the source of this 2052-nucleotide messenger RNA. It is a transcript of the gene rsph3, whose product is annotated as radial spoke head 3. NCBI's taxonomy places the organism in Eukaryota, Metazoa, Chordata, Actinopteri, Syngnathiformes, Syngnathidae. Gene Ontology annotation, cellular component: cilium. The coding region runs from base 102 to 1130 and encodes 342 amino acids. The record is from RefSeq and is a predicted model, not a curated record. The transcript is spliced from 8 exons.
CUAAGGUAGCUUGUUGCUGCUGCUGACGUCCUCGCAAUCGAGCAAGCAUUAUUGCAUAAAACGCAACAAGUAGAUUUAACUUCGUUUUUUUGUUUGAAACAAUGUCUUUUGUUUCACAUUGCCAGAAAGACACAAAGGCAACGUACACUUUCUCGAGUCGGCCCAGGCCUGUGGAGAACCGCUCCAAAUACAGAGAAAAGCCGACAGAAAAGGCACACAGUACUUAUGGAAACAUCAUGUAUGAUCGCCGUGUCAUCAGGGGAAACACUUAUGCCCAACGCUUUCUAUCAACUAUGGUGCAGGAAGACCUCGCUGAAAUGCAAAGACACCAAGAAAUAAGGAGGGCCACAGUUCAAAAAAAGAAAACCAAGGAACAGCUGCGGUCUUCCACUCCGGAGGCCGUACAAGGCAGAACGCACAAUGUUGUGCAAACGGAACUUUAUCUGGAAGAGUUGAGCUACAACAUUGAGGUUUCACACAUCGAGUGUCAAACUGAUCCUCUCCUGGACAGACCAGCAACGCCGCUUUUUAUACCCGCCAAAUCGGGCAACGAUGUUGCAACACAAAUAGUAGAGGGGGAGUUGUUCGACUUUGACAGAGAAGUGCAGCCCUUGCUGGAGGUGCUGGUGGGGAAGACCAUUGAGCAGUCUCUGCUGGAGGUGAUGGAGGAGGAGGAGCUGGCCUGUCUGAGGACCCAGCAGAGGGCCUUUGAGGAGCUCCGCAAUGCCGAGUUGGCUGAGCUGCAGCGCCUACAGGAGCGAGAGAGGCGCCACAGGGAGGAAAAGGAGCGCCGUAUUGCCCAACAGAGGGAAGCACUAAGGAUGGAAAAAGAGACUGUGGAAAAGAUUGCAGCACAAGCCUACACCCAGCAGUACUUGGCUGAUCUUGUCCCAACAGUUUUUAAGUCCCUCAGGAUCAACGGCUACUUCUAUGACCGAGUGGAGAAAGAUAUUGAGAGAAACCUUUUCCCAUGGCUAAUGGCUGAGGUGAACAACAAAUUAGAAAAGAGAAAUACUGCAAGGCAAAUACUGGAUACAAUCAUCCAUGAUGUGGCCCUGAAAAAACUUCCUCUCUAUACACAAUUAGAAUCACGGCUAGAGACGUCGAGGCUUGUAUUCUUAAAAAAAUAAAAAUAAUAAUGACCAUGUUUGUGAUUAACAUGUAACGUAAAGAGACACUUUGUCUUAGGCAUGCAGUGUUCUAGCCCCUACUUGCAAAGUUUUAUCAUAUUUCUUUAUAUUUCAUAAUGAUCUCUUCUAAAAUUGCAACAUAAUCCAAUCAUGCAUAAAAAUAACUCAGUUGUAACACAUGUAGGUCGUGCUACCUACCUUUGUUGUGAACGUACCAAUAUGGAUUAAAACCUGUAACUGUUAAAGAAUACAAGGGAAUGAUUCUGGUUUAUUUAAUACUAUAAUGCCAACAAAUACAGGUCCAUUGACAUCAUAUAGCUAUAAUGACGCAUGAAUGACGUGAGGAGUAUCGUUCGUAAUAAAGAAAGAAAAAAGUAAAGAAACAAAGCAAAAAUAGGCGUAGUUGUCAUGACCAUGCCCAUUGGAUAAGGCAAGCACUUUCUUGAAGAUUUUAAAUUAUAUUUAUCAUAAAUUACACAGCUUCCUGUAUUUUUGGAUUUACGUACCACAAUAAAAGUACUGGACGACGGAUUGACAAUGCAAAUCAUGCAGAGUUGUUCAUUUGGUGGAAAGAAACAUGUAAGAAAAUCGCUUAGUGUAUAAUCAUCGCAUUCACUUACAUUUAUUGGCUAUUUACAAAAUGUUAGAUAUAGGCGUUUACAUUUAUUUUGAAACCCAAUCCUUGUCGUUUCCUGCGCUUCUUUUGCUCGGAUAUUGCGAGCUUGUCAGUCGUGGACCUCAUUCAUUGUUGACGAUGAAUGUCACCCGCACUAGCGCAAAGAGGUUCCCUUCAGACGGCUUGCAGUAACACCCAAGAGGCCCAAACUUGUUCCAACUCUUGUUCGCUCUCGACGAAGGUACCGUGACUACACGGGGGUCUGACUAAUAUUAUCCCCUUCUCGGGCGAAAGGCGACUAAACGA